GUUUUGUCGCAGGCUGGUGGCUGCGAGAGUUCCUUGAACUUUUAGGUGGAAGAUGCCGGAAAGUAACUUGGCAGAGCGGAGUGACAGAAGCGAGGAGCAGGUGUCUGGUGCUAAAGUCAUCGCCCAGGCCCUGAAGACGCAAAAUGUGGAGUACAUGUUUGGCGUCGUAGGCAUCCCGGUGACUGAAAUCGCCAUUGCAGCCCAGGAGCUAGGCAUCAGGUACAUCGGGAUGAGGAAUGAGCAAGCGGCUUGUUAUGCUGCCUCUGCAGUUGGAUAUCUGACUGGCAGGCCAGGAGUAUGCCUUGUUGUUUCUGGCCCAGGUCUCAUCCAUGCCUUGGGUGGUAUGGCAAAUUCAAAUAUGAACUGUUGGUACAAGGAGUGCUGUAUGCCACCUCCUGUUAGCAUGGCAGAAACCUCUGCUGUGGGUAUGGCAGCAUCUAUAAUUAGGAAUGCCAAACAGCCCCUUCUCAUCAUUGGGAAAGGUGCUGCUUAUGCCCAUGCAGAAGAGAGUAUCAGGAAGUUGGUGGAGCAGUGUAAAUUGCCAUUUUUGCCUACCCCAAUGGGAAAAGGUGUUGUCCCUGACAACCAUCCCAAUUGUGUAUCUGCAGCCAGAUCCAGGGCUUUGCAAUUUGCUGAUGUGAUUGUGUUAUUUGGUGCUAGACUGAAUUGGAUUUUACAUUUUGGACUUCCUCCAAGAUAUCGGCCAGAUGUGAAGUUUAUCCAGGUUGACAUCUGUGCAGAAGAAUUGGGGAAUAACGUGAGACCUGCUGUGACUUUACUAGGAGACAUAAAUGCUGUUACUAAACAGCUUUUAGAACAGUUUGAUAAGGCACCAUGGCAGUACCCUCCAGAGAGCAAGUGGUGGAAUACUCUGAGGGAAAAAAUGAAGAGCAAUGACACUGCAUCCAAGGAAUUAGCUUCCAAAAAAUCCCUGCCUAUGAAUUAUUACACAGUAUUCUAUCAUAUUCAAGAACAACUCCCCAGGGACUGUUUUGUGGUAAGCGAGGGAGCAAACACCAUGGACAUUGGACGCACUGUGCUUCAAAACUACCUACCUCGUCACAGGCUUGAUGCUGGUACUUUUGGAACAAUGGGAGUUGGUUUGGGAUUUGCUAUUGCAGCUGCUCUAGUGGCUAAAGAUAGAAACCCUGGGAAAAGGGUCAUCUGUGUGGAGGGAGACAGUGCCUUUGGGUUUUCUGGCAUGGAGGUGGAAACCAUCUGCAGGUACAAUUUGCCAAUCAUACUCUUGGUGGUGAACAAUAAUGGAAUUUACCACGGUGUUGAUAAAGAUUCUUGGAAAGAAAUGUUAAAAUGUCAAGAUGCUACUACAGUGGCCCCUCCGAUGUGUCUCCUGCCAGACUCACAUUAUGAACAGGUCAUGGCUGCAUUUGGAGGUAAAGGAUAUUUUGUACAAACACCGGAAGAACUCCAAAAAUCCCUGAGGCAGACCCUGGAAGAUACUACUAAACCCUCUCUUAUCAACAUUAUGAUUGAGCCACAAGGCACAAGGAAGGCCCAGGAUUUUCACUGGCUCACCCGCUCUAAUAUGUAAAUAAAGAUGCCAGUAGGUGUUCUUGAGGGAUUUUCUCUUUCCUACAAGGUUGAAUUUUGUUUUCCACAGCAAAGUUACUACAAAUGUAAUGGUGCAAAGAAAAAUAAAAUAAUAUUUUAAAAUAACAUUUUAUAAUAAAGGAAUUAAUUAAAUACA
Messenger RNA from Ictidomys tridecemlineatus (thirteen-lined ground squirrel), 1708 nucleotides. Lineage: Eukaryota; Metazoa; Chordata; Mammalia; Rodentia; Sciuridae. The record is from RefSeq and is a predicted model, not a curated record.